UUUUUCCUCGCGCUAACAAUGGCCGCUCGAGCGGAAAAAAAAAAUUUCUAGCGAAGCGAGUUGCUGAGGCUAUCAGAGUGCACUAUCGGGAUUUUGAGCACGCUUACGUAUAUUGAAUUUGAUUGCGCGGUUCUGCUAGCUAUGUUCUAACAGCCUCUGGGUAGCAGCGGUAGUGGUUUUGGAUGGUGCGCAUUGCGAUAAUUAUCACGCGUCUUUCGAUUUGCCACCUCCGAAGUAUGGUAACCAAAUCUGUUCCUAGGUUAUGUCGGAAAAAAUUCCUUUACUUGGUCCUCGUCUUAUGCCUACUUACACCCGCCGUGGUAAACUUCUGGCGUGGUACAUGGUAUAUGUUUGACCUCCUUUUUCCUGGUGAUGCAGUUUUAAGUGCCUUAGUUGGGGUCAAUGCGAGUUUCGGGAUUAUUUUCAUAAUGACAGCAAUAGAGGAUCGUUUAAAGAAAUUCAUAAACGAAGCGAAAGCGAAGAACGCAUUGUAUCUCGUUCUUAUUUACCUUCUGGCGAACUUGACCGUCGCAUCAUGGAGAGGGUUGUGGAUGAUACUGGAUCAUUACACUACGACUUCUUCUACAAGCGCCGGUGUUUCCCACGGAAUUGGAUUCUUGAUUGUGUUUUUGUUGAAAACACCUAGAUCUAUAAUCGCCGUUCCAGGUUACUGCGUCAGUGAGAGACAGACAGAGCCAUCAGAAGUGAUUCUUACCGUAAAGCAUUGUUUAAGGAGCAAGACAGCUUGUUACUCACAUGUAUUGAACAGUUUUGUCACUGUCUAUGUUAUAGGUGCAGGUGUUAUAGUCUAUUGGCGAGGAACAUGGAUAAUUCUGAGUAAUGUGACAUCGCCAUGUGGGUCGAAGUUUACAUAUUCAGUCCUUGUUUUGGGCUUGGGAUACACUGUAUUCAUUUCAUGCUAUUUCAUGGGCGAGUACUUGUUGUCCUUUGAAUUAAACCUGGCGAAUUCCUUGUUGACGCGGGCUAUGGGAACAGUGGUAGCGAAAAGUUUCCUCUAUCUACUGGGGCUUGGAGUGGUGGCUUCAUGGCAGGGCAUAUGGCACUUGAUGGAUAUAUACCUUUUAUCAGAUCAGCCCAUAGUCAGUGCCUUGGUGGGGCAUUUUGUUGCCGCAGGUGUCCUCUUUCUCUCUCAAGGAAGUCUCACCCUACUUAGCCCUCCUGCCACCUGUGCAAUUCCAGAAGAAAGAAUGCUUGAUGGGUUACAUUUAGGAAACUUUUUGAAAAUAAGGUCUGAAAGCUCCAAAGCUGGUGAAAACUAUUCAUUAGAGUACCAUCUUCCUGAGGAAAAUCAGGAUUAUCCACAUGCUGUAGACCUGUUAGUUUGCCUUCAAAUUCUCUAAGACACUCAAUCAUUUACCCUCAUUCACAUACUUCAUGGCAUGAAUGAUGGAGCACCAUCCAGUGCACUACCAUAAGAAGUAAAAAGAGAUAAAGGUACUGGAACUAGUACUGGUUGUAGAUGGAAGUGUGAAAAGGAUUCAUACACCAUUAUCUCCAAUUCACUUACAAAAAUUAUAUAAUCCAUGGUAUAAUAUAAAGGAAAGUGCUAGAGAACUCUGGUAUACCUGCCAACUUUUUCCGAGUCAAAUACACGAGAUUUUUGUCUCCUUACAACCGGAGUUUCCGAAGUUGUUCCGGCAACUUCCAACAAUUUACCAAAGACUUCCGAAUGCAACUGAAUAUGUCCAAAGAUGCUCUGAUGACUUCUGAACACGUCCAAAGCUAUUUGAAGCAACAACAAGCCCAGUUUGUUGGAAUAUUUAAGGGGAAUAUGGGAUUUAAUUUUUGUUGUUAGUGUGCUAAAGAACAAGUCAACUGCAUUUCCAAGUCAGGCAUGAGAAAUUGCCCUCAAUGCAUGAGAUCGAUGUCUUUCGGCCGUGGACGCGAGACUCGCGCAUCAUGCAUGAGAGUUGGCUGGUACAGUAUGGUAACCAGGCCAUGUGAAUACAGCAAACACCAUCAAUUAGAAAAAAUAGGUCCGCAAUGCAUAUAUGUGUGGCUUACAAAAUUGAGCAGCUUUCUAGUGUCUGAUGUCUUAUCGAGUUUCUGUUAGAAGAGCUUCGAGACGUACAGUUGAGAAAGAAAGGCAAGAGGCAGGUUGGAGAUCGUGGGAGGAGGUGCGGACAGCAGCUACCAAUCGAGAGAAGUGGAAAAGCCCUGUGAAGGCCCUAUGUGCCACGAGGCAUGAAA
This is a messenger RNA of Stylophora pistillata, 2211 nucleotides long. RefSeq lists its product as uncharacterized. NCBI's taxonomy places the organism in Eukaryota, Metazoa, Cnidaria, Anthozoa, Scleractinia, Pocilloporidae. The record is from RefSeq and is a predicted model, not a curated record.